Molecule: messenger RNA, 1077 nt
Organism: Besnoitia besnoiti
Lineage: Eukaryota; Apicomplexa; Conoidasida; Eucoccidiorida; Sarcocystidae
Exons: 7
Coding region: 1-1077 (358 amino acids)
Source: RefSeq, a predicted model, not a curated record
AUGCUUCUCACUACCGGGGCUACAGUUUACGGGGACAGCUGGAAAAGUCCCGCCUUGCCUACGAGACAGGGUGGUGCUUGUGCGGAUGCUUCAGACGACAGGCCCUGCGCGGCGCAGUCAGGAAGAGCGGCAAGCAUGUCUCCCGUGGGACGCCUUCUUACCCGGGCGCAGCUGCCCACUCAGCUGUUUCCAGCACUGAGGGGGAAGCACUCGGUCUGGGAGCAUUCCGCCCAGAAGCGUUUCUUCAGCGGCGGCGCGGCGAAGCCCAGUUGGAAUGUCGCGCCGCACUACCGGUUUGGUCCUUCGCUACCCGACCAUGCUUACUACGGCGAGCACGCGACCUACAACUACUUCGUGCUCUUCAUCCGCGGCAUGCGCCCCUACCUGGAGAAGAUCUUCGGCGACUGUGCGCUCACGAUCAAGAGUGCGGCUCUAGCGGUCUACAGGCCCCUCAGCAACUUCGUGGUCAGACACAACCCCGAGCUGAGACUGCAAUUCGUCGCCUUCGCGUCCUUCCUCGCUACCCACAUGGCGAUCACGAGCGAAUUCAAUGAAAUGUACCAACGCCUCGUGGAUAUCACCUCCAUGUUGGAGCUUCAGGCGGCCCAGCUGCAUGCGUCCGAGGGCUUCUGGGACAGCGCGUCUGAGCAGCAGGAAGCGCGCCUGCAGCGCCACGCAGAGCAUUUGAAGGAACUUGAGGCGACUUGGGAAGAAGCGCUGCGCGAAGCCACCAUGUCGCGAAACUUUGACGUCCUUGUGCGGUACAUGACCCACGCCACCUCCGACAGCGACAAGCACCACGCGCACGCUGGAGCAGACGGAGACGGCCAGAAAGGCAUCCCGCCGUCGCUCAUGUGGAAUUUCAACGCCAUGCCCUAUGGCAAAGACAACCCCGACACGAAGACGUUCCCGAUCCCUGACCACGAACAGCCGUAUCGCGCCUUCUCUUUGGGUUUCACUGCGAACAACCUGUCUGGCAACUGGGGUGACUACAUUGACAGGCAAGACAACAAGAACGCCAUCAUGCGUCCUGCUCGUAUGAUGUUCACUGACGUCUUCAUUCCCACUACAAAAUAA